AUGCGUCUCCCUUACGUCCCCAACCCGCCCCAGACGGCCAACGAAGAAGAAGCCGCCGUCGUCUCCCGCAUCGCCGCCCGCCGGGCCCCGCGACCCCUCCAAGCCCUAGACCUGACCCUGCUGCACUCCCCGCCCGUGGCGGACGGGUGGAACUCCUUCCUCGGCGCCGUGCGCACCCGCACCACCAUCCCCGCCGACCUGCGCGAGCUCGCCAUCUCCCGCGUCGCCGUGAUCAACCGGGCCUGGUACGAGUGGAUGCACCACGCGCCGCUCGCCGUCGCCGCCGGCGUGAGCCAGGCGGCCAUGGACUGGCUGAAGACGCAGGCCGGCGACCUGGCCGGCCUGGAGGACGGGCCUAAGGUUUUCGACGAGAGGCAGUGGGCCGUCUUGCUCUUGACCGAUGAGAUGACGAGCAAGGUUCAUGUCGCGGACGAGACGUUCGCCAAGGUGAAGGCGCUGUUUAAUGAUAGGGAGGUGGUCGAGAUUGUGACGACGGUCGCAUGCUACAACUGCGUAAGCCGGUUCCUCGUUGCAUUGGACGUGGGAGAGAGGAAUGGUACCGACCCAGACGCACCAGGCGUGCAUUGA
Molecule: messenger RNA, 588 nt
Organism: Sodiomyces alkalinus F11
Lineage: Eukaryota; Fungi; Ascomycota; Sordariomycetes; Glomerellales; Plectosphaerellaceae
Product: 4-carboxymuconolactone decarboxylase family protein
Exons: 3
Coding region: 1-588 (195 amino acids)
Molecular function (GO): peroxiredoxin activity
Source: RefSeq, a predicted model, not a curated record